AUGGAUGGCUUACUACGCACACUAACACGCUCCCGCAACACCGCGCCGUCUCCGAACCGCGGCAGCCGCAACCGCAACCGACACAGCGGCGGGAGCGGAGGCGGAGGCGGCAACAACCACGGCCAAAUCGAAAUCAUUAUUGAGACCCUCGCUCGAGGACUCGUCGAGUAUGCGGUCCAGAAAUACAUGAAGAAGCUGAGCGGCGGCGGCGACGAAGAUAAGAGCGGAGGAGGACACAAAAACGACGGGCGCCUUAGCACGCGCAAUACCCAUGGCCGCGACGAUAACGAGCGCGCUAGAGGCGGCGUUCCGAAUAUGGACAUGGAGAUGCUGGAGCACCUGGGCAAGAACAUCCUCUCCAAAGCUAUGGAGCGCUUCGGUGGCGGUGGAGGGGAGGAGUAUGAAGAGGAAGACGCGAGACGGAGACAUGGCAAGGGACAGAGAGGCAGCCGAGACCGCGACUCAUACUCUCGUGGACAUUCGCAAGAUCGUUCCCACGGGAGAAGACACGGCGGCGGCGGCGGCAAAGAUGAAGAUCACACCCGGGACCGGAGAAGACGCCACAGCCGCGACGACGGGUACCCUUCACACAGACCCGGCUUGCCCUCCUCGCCGUCAAGACACCACCGCGGCGACGAAGAGAAUUCCCACCGCCGUCGCCGACGCGGAUACGGAACCGACUAUACGCCGCUCAAAGAGGAGAUGGAGACGCUGUCCAACACGCUCAUCUCUUUGAACGAGCGACAGCCCGGACACGCCGACUGCGAGUUUUACGAUGCGUUUGUGGAGCGCUCGGGCAAGGUCCACGGGUGGACGCAUCAUCAUCACCAUCACCACCAUAAACACGGCCAUCAUCAUCACCAUGCUAAGGGCAAGGCCAAGCCCAAGAAGGCUUGCAAGAAAGCAAAGCAGAAAGCCAAGGCGAAAGCCAAGCGGCGAAGUAAACGACCUUCGCAGCCUCGCGAACCUACGAUACGGUUCAUGCCUAUGCCUCCCAUGACGGCUAUGCCGAUGCAUCCAGCUCCGGUAGCUGGUAUGGGGAUGGGAAUGGGCAUGACCCCUGGUAUGGACUUGCCGCUGGGCGAUGGCUUCAUCGACUACGGGCCGGCGCCUGACCAGGACAUGGGAUUAGAGAUGGGCUGGGGCAUGGACCCCAACUUUCGACUGGAGCAAUUUGCCACGGAAGAUGAAAUACAUGGCGACAGGGAGGUGACUUGUAACGAGUGCUGCUACUCGUUUUUCGAUUCUUUGUGUGGUAUCCCGCCGGAAGCUCGAGAUCUGAGAGGGGAGGCUGCUGGUAAUGGGGCUAUCAUUGCGAAUGACAAUGAGAUGGAGGCCGUGUGA
Molecule: messenger RNA, 1344 nt
Organism: Colletotrichum acutatum
Lineage: Eukaryota; Fungi; Ascomycota; Sordariomycetes; Glomerellales; Glomerellaceae
Exons: 2
Coding region: 1-1344 (447 amino acids)
Source: RefSeq, a predicted model, not a curated record